AUGCAUCAAGCAUCGUCUGAACUCGCAUUCCUCCAACUCACAGCGCCGUUAUAUGGGAGAAAUGGACCGCGCCAAUUCCAGGAUCUGUUGCGACGCUACCAAACGCACUGGAAAGAAUUGCCAGAGGCAGCCAAGGAUGGCAGCUCUUCGGUCUGGACGAUGACACUCGAUCACGCUCAGCAGCGGGUGAAGGCGGCUAUGCCCCAUAUUACAGACUUCAUCUCAUGUGAAUCUCGGGAGCCAGCUCUUCUGGACCCCCGGUCAGGUCUCGUCAUAUCACACAAAAAGGUGCGGGAGUUCAUAGUAAAUUUCGAUCUCAAGCUCCCAGACUCAAGUUGUGGGAAGCCACGGGUGGCGGUGGUUCUUCCCAACGGUCCCCUCAUGGCCCUGGCCUUGCUUGCAGUAGCCAACCGCUAUACCCUGGUGCCGAUGGCAACUACAGCAGCCCCUGAGGAACUAAUGAGAGAUCUUGACGCGGUAGGGGCAGAUGCAGUUCUCAUACUUGAUUCUGAUAUGAAACGGCUGCAUACAAGGGCAGAGUUACUCGUCUUCACAGUUCAACCACAGGAUGACUUGACAUUCAGCGUUACUUGCGCAAACUAUUCCACUAUACCGCGUGGAGCCCGGAACCCUCCCAAUGGCCCAGAUGAUCUGGCCAUUAUUUUGGCCACGAGUGGAACUAGUGGUACCAAGAAGCUGGUUCCAAUCACCAUGUUCAAUCUUCUGGUCAGUGCAACAUUCAUCAUGGACAGUUUGGAGCUGGGUCCUGGAUCUCGCUGUCUGAAUAUGAUGCCGCUCCAUCAUGUUGGCGGUAUGAUGCGCAGCUUGUGGGCUCCCCUUGUGGCAGGGGGCAUGACGAUCUGUUGCUCUCAGUUUGAUUCGAACCUCUUCUGGGAUGUAGUGGAAGAACAUCGCCCAACGUGGUACUACGCUGCACCGACAAUGCAUGAAAUGAUAGUAGCCGAAGCUGUGCAUCGAGCUGUUGCCGUUAGAAAAAGCACCAUUACAUUUAUCUGUAACGGGGCGGCAGCAUUGCCCUCGAACCUUGCACAGCAGCUCCAAGACAUAUUUCGAUGCUCAUUGUCACUCAGCUAUGGAAUGACUGAAUGUGUACCCAUCACUGCACCGCCUAAGACCGGCGGUUUCAGUCGGCCUGGGAGUUCAGGAGUUGCCGUGGGGCCAGAGGUAGCGAUUUUUAAUACUCAGUAUACGCAGCAGCGUGCCCCUACUGGCUCGGUGGGUCGGAUCUGUGUGCGAGGCUUGCCCGUAUUUCCGGGUUACCUGGCCGCAAGUGGGCUGGACCGAAGCUCAUUCACCCCAGCAGGGUGGUUUGACACAGGUGAUCUCGGAUUAGUCGACGAGGAGGGCUGGCUCUAUAUCACAGGGCGGACGAAAGAAGUCAUCAAUCGCGGAGGGGAAACCAUCUCACCCGUUGAGGUUGAGGACGCCAUCAUGUCGGCUGCCCGAGACCCUUUAUCCAAUAUAUUUGGCCGUAUUAAGGAAGCUCUAGCAUUUCCGACUCCCCAUGACCUUCUUGAAGAGGUCGUCGGCGUGGCAAUUGUAACCCCAGCAGGUCGCACAAGGCCAGAUCUGCGUCAAAUGCACCAGGCCCUCAAGGAGCGCCUGCAUCAACCUAAAUGGCCCGUCCUCUUGGUUUACAUGGAUGACCUUCCUAAGUCACAAAACAAAUUGCGUCGCAUUGGCUUAAGCCAGCGCCUGAGGCUGGGGAUAUUGACCGACCACGUUCCCGCGGCCGAGCGGCACUACGAGGCGCGGUGUCCACCGGUAGACACGCCUGUCACCGUGCCCAUCGCUCAAACACGAUGUGCGAUUAAUUUCCGUCUGGUGGAGGGAUGUCUCACACAGGUGUCCGGCCUGUCAGACAUUAUUGUACAAGUCCAUGCGGACGGAUACCCGCGAGCGAUCAUCUUCAGGAAUGGGACAGGUGAAGCCUCGACCGAGGAGAUCAUCGCCCGCCUCCCAGAUCUUAUGCACGGGUAUCUAAUCCCCAGUAGAUUGGAUGUGCUGGAUGGGCCUAUUCCGCGGAACACGCAUGGGCUAAUCGACGAGGCGCUUGUGCAAGCCAAGCUGGCUGCAAUGCAUCCAACGGCCACGUCACCCAUGCAGCAGCGAGUAUCUAAUCUCUUCGCGACGGCACUCAGGCGUGCCCCAGAAGAUAUGACGCCCGCGACCGACUUCUUUGAGUCAGGUGGGGAUAGUAUGGGCGCGGGCCAGCUUAUCUCCAAGAUCCGGCAGGAGUUCCGGGUGCCUGUGGCAGGGGAUGUUCUUUUCCAGCACAGUACCGUGGGCGCUAUCACGGCCACCAUCGAGGCGGCAAUUGCUGAAUCCGAGACACGUAAAAUUGAAAAGCACGAGCUUCCAGGCUGUCGAGAGACGUACAGCUCCACCCGGCCUUGGGUGCUAUUUCUGAAUCUGGUUCCCUCCGUCAUCCUUUACCCAAUGCUUCAGGCCCUGCGUUGGACAUUGCUGGUUUAUCUACUAUCUGAAAUAUCGACCCGGUUUCCGCUGCGCCCGAAUCUUUUCGGACGGUUGCUUGGCCUCAUCCUCAUCCAACUAGCUGUUCAACUGCUGAUGGCAAUAGUUUCGCCCUUGAUAGGGGUCGCACUGAAAUGGCUGCUUGUUGGUCGAUAUCACGCAGGAAUGUAUCCGAUGUGGGGGCCGUACCAUAUGCGGUGGUGGCUGGCACAGAAGGCGCUCCAAGUGUGUGGCAAGGGUGUCUUCGACUGCUAUGACCAGAGCCGGAUCUGGUACUACCGAGCCCUGGGGGCACGUAUUGGACGAAAUGUCUCUAUUGACGAGAACACGGCUCUUGGGGAGUAUGAUCUCCUACACAUUGGCGACGGUGUGGUGCUGGAGAACUGUAUCUGCCGUCCGUUCGCGAGUGAGCGCAAUACCUCGAUGCUGCUCCAGCCCAUCUCCAUUGGGGCCAGCUCAUAUGUGGGCCUCCGAUCGACUGUUGUGCCUGGGACCACGCUGCCUCCCAAUACGUGUAUCGGCGCCAAUUCGUCCACCUGGGAAGUCGACGAUGCCGACGAGUCCAACCGCGACCAAUCUUCUGCCCGGUCUCUGGAGACCCACUGGGUCUGGCAGAUCUUAGUCGUGGGGUGGCUGCAGAUCUUUGUCCACUUCGUGUCAGAACUGCCGCGAAUCGCAGGACUGCUCCCCAUCGUGAGUCGCUAUCCGACCGUCGCGGACGACCGGCUGAAACACACCAUCUUCUGGCUUACCAGCCGGACCCGGAUCGGCUACUUUCUUCUCAUGCGGCUCUACUCUGCUGUGGCGGGACCCCUUGCAUGGUUUCUGGCGGUGCUCGCUGUGAAGCGUGGCUUGGAUGUAUCUUGUGGCCGACCCUCGCGAGGCCCUAUGAACACACUGCGUCCAGCUCAGAAGGUGCGAUACGCGGCCCUCAGUGCGAUCAUUCCGCAGGGGGACAUCUCGCGCCUUGCGCAGCUGGUGGGGCCGCACUACGAGCUGGUCUCUAUGGCAGUGCGAAUGCUGGGCGGGCGUGUGGGGAGUCGCGUAUACUGGCCCCGUACGGAGUUGAAACUGAUCCCGGAUUAUGACCUGGUGGAUAUCGGGAACGAUGUGGUAUUUGGGUCCCGGUCGUGCUUGGUCACAGUGGACGGGGUGGGCAAAGACCCCAUUGUUAUCAAAGAUGGGGCUAUGCUGGGGGACCGAUCUGUGGUGCUUCCGGGGGUAACCAUUGGGACGCGCACGAUGGUGGGAUCGGGCGCAUUGCUGCGGCGGAACGGCUCCUAUCCGGACGACAGCGUCUGGACUGGCAGCAGGCAUGGUGAUGCAGUCCGCUUCCCUCAACUCAAGGGGAAGGGGGAAGGUACUAAAGAUUCCGAAGACGGGGAGCGUGACACGACAAGGCCAUUUGGGCGAGCACUGUACCUUGGGAAGGCUAACUACCACGUGCUGGGCCAGGGGCCUAUCAUCGGAUACUCUACCUGCAUGGUUGCCUUCACUGCCGUAUACCCCAUGGUGACGCCGCUGGCAGCAUUACUGGUGCUGAGCCGUCUGCUCCCAAUAGAACUAAUGGCGUUUGAGAUGCGAUGGUGGCGUCCGUUUGCCGUGUACGGUGUGCUGGCCGCAAUUAUGGUGGCAGUCACUCUAGCGCAAGGUAUCUUAUCUUUAGGGAUUGUUAUCGCCAGCAAGUGGAUGCUCCUCGGACAGCGGCGGGAAGGUUCCUACCCUUAUGACCGCAGCAGCUAUUGCCAGCGCUGGCAGAUCCAGCGCACCAUCGAUAUCCUCAUCGAGGAGUCUUUUGGCGGGAGGGGGAUCCUGUCGUUAAUCAGCGGGACAGCGUACCUGAGCUGGUUCUAUCGGGCGAUGGGGGCCAAGAUCGGGUCUGAUUGUGCGUUAAGCGCCAACGGGGAACCGCACAUAUUUCUCACCGAGCCGGACUUGGUGACGCUGGGGGAUCGGGUGACGGUGGAUGAUGCCAGCCUGGUAUGCCAUCUCAAUACUAGAGGGGAGUUCGAGCUGCAUCCGCUGCGGGUGGGCGAUCGGAGUGUGAUGCGCACGGGAUCGCGGUUGCUAUCGGGGGCAUCGAUGGGGGAGGAUGCAUGUCUGCUUGAGCAUACGUUGGUGCUGUCGGGGGAUCAUGUUGAGGAUGGGACGACGUUGCAGGGCUGGCCGGCGGAGGCGUUUAUGGGGGAUCGACUACGACCGUAG
Messenger RNA from Aspergillus welwitschiae, 4701 nucleotides. RefSeq names its product acetyl-CoA synthetase-like protein. NCBI's taxonomy places the organism in Eukaryota, Fungi, Ascomycota, Eurotiomycetes, Eurotiales, Aspergillaceae. The transcript is spliced from 3 exons. Gene Ontology annotation, molecular function: phosphopantetheine binding; medium-chain fatty acid-CoA ligase activity. Bases 1 to 4701 code for a protein of 1566 amino acids. Gene Ontology annotation, biological process: fatty acid metabolic process. The record is from RefSeq and is a predicted model, not a curated record.